This is a messenger RNA of Cuscuta campestris, 1950 nucleotides long. Lineage: Eukaryota; Viridiplantae; Streptophyta; Magnoliopsida; Solanales; Convolvulaceae. The record is from the annotation of a GenBank genome assembly.
CCCCCCCCCCCCCCCAACUACCCUCCCUCUCUAUAAAUAGACAUACACCCGUAGACAGAUUUCUAUUUCUUCCCCUGUUUAUUUAGGCGAGGGUGGAUUUCUGCUUCGCUCCAAUUUCUUCUAUCCAAACAAGGCACAUCUUUUCACCUGAUUGAAUGCAGGGUUGAAGAUGGGCAAGUUGAUCAGAUUGUCCCUUGUGCUGAUUCUUUACAUUUUAUUGAGCUUCAACUACACUUCUUUACAAGCCUUCAAACUUGGACCAGACAGGCAGUUGAUUGAAGUGAGCAAUUCAUCAGAAGAAUCAGAUGACACAGUGAGAGUUGACCCUUUGGAUAGGUUGAACAAAUACAGAGGAGGCUAUGACAUUAGGAACUUGCACUAUUGGAGUUCGACUGUGUUUACAGGUAUAUACGGCUAUGCAAUCGGAGUCGCGUGGCUCUUGUGUGGCUUCUUCUACGGAAUCUUUCUUCUCGUGAGGAUAUUUUGUUCCAAAAGAAGAUGCACAAGGAAGACAAUCUCCUGUCAAAAGCAGUGUUAUCUCUGGCUUUUUACCUCUGCAAUCUUCUUCACAAUUCUAGCAGUGAUAGCAUCGGGUGUAGUCUUGGGAGGGAACGCAAGGUUCCAUUCGCGAACAGAUAAGGUUGUGGACAUUAUAAUUGACACAGCAGAUGGAGCCUCAGACACCAUAUACAACACCACUAAGGCAAUGAAAGAAAUGAGUGUAACUAUAGGAGGAGGAGGAGCUGAGUCUACACGCUUCCUAACUUCCACAUCCACCACCCUCGAUGCCCGGGCUGCAGAUAUCCAAAGGCAAGCUAGAAAACACCGAAAGGACAUAGAGAAGGGACUCCGGAUUGUAUACAUAGUCAGCACUGUCAUCGUUUCCCUUAAUUUGGUUGCCCUCAUUGCUCUGUCAGUAUCGGGACUCCUGAGAUUCAAGAGGACUCUUUACUCGCUAAUUGUUCUUUGUUGGAUACUCACAGUCCUCUGCUGGUUCCUUUUUGGUAUAUACUUCUUCAUAAACAAAUUUGCUGGGGACACAUGCAGAGCAUUUGAAAGCUUCCAACAAGACCCGUACAACAGCAGUCUGAGUUUGAUUCUCCCUUGUGAUGAAUUGGUUUCUGCAAAAUCAGUCAUGGGUGUAGUGAGUGGUGGGAUUUAUAGGAUUGUGAGCCAGGUGAAUAAAAGAAUAUCAAAAUCCUAUGGAAAUUUUGCCCAAAUCUGCCAGCCAUUCUCGCGUCCACCAGAGUAUGCAUACCAGGCAGAUAACUGCCCGCCUAAAACAAUUCCCAUAGGAGACAUCCCACAGUUAUUGCACACUGUGGCUUGUACUGACCCGGGGUGCAUUGGGGGAAUUUUGAUCUCCACGAGGGACUUCAACACAAUAAAGGCGUAUACGUCGUCAAUUCAGAACAUCCUGAACGUUUACCCAGGAAUGGAGAGGCUGGUCGAAUGCAAAACAGUGAAUGAUGCAUUUUCUAAAAUUCUUGAAAACGACUGCUCACCUUUAAAGAGGGACGCACAUUUGGUAUGGGCUGCUUCGGCUUUCCUCUCGGUGGUAAUGGUAGCUCUAGUGCUUAUUUGGACAGUUGCAGUGGCCCAAGAACCGAGACAUCGUGGGUCCCUCGAUGGUUCUGUGAGACCACGCCGUACAGAGGAGGUUCAACCAUUUGGAGUAAGUUCAAUGGAAACUACCACCAUUGAGUCUAACACAAAUGUCGAGUUAUUUCAGAAUAAAUCUCAUAUUACUCCUCCCAAGUAACUGUCCGUCCAAUCAUUUAGGACCCUAGCGAUGAGUCCAUUUUUUUCAGGAAUAAAACUCAUAGACGAAGUGUAUAGUGAAGCAACAUAAUGGGCCUAUUUGGUUAGGGGUCUAACCAUUGAUUGCAAAAUUGUUUUGUAACACAACGAUUGCAUAAAAGAUAAGCAGAAUAAAUGGAAGUGUACCUA